AUGCGAAGUCUCCUCUUCUCAUUGGGGGCUUUGGUCCCCUUUGUCGCCUCCCCUUCCGAAGCCAAGGAAAACUGUCCGCUCUAUGGCCCGUUGUUUCCGCGUCCCACGAACCUUAUUCAGGACGCCACCAUCAAAGCAGUGGCGUCAACGCUCGACAAUGUCUUCGUCGAGCACAUCGACAACGACACUAGCACGGGCUCGGAGAGGUACUCGUACGCCGUCGAGGUCUUCACGGGAAGUGAGGAUAAGCCGCUGUGGGCACACUACUGGACGGCCCCGAGUCUGAAGAACUUCAACUCCACCGGAGUGUCCAAGGUGGAUGGCAAUACCGUCUUCCGUAUCGGUAGCGUCACCAAGAUCUUCACCGUGCUCACCUUCUUGGCGACGGUGGGCGACGGAAUCUGGAAUGAUCCUAUCACCAAGCACCUGCCCGAGAUUGAAGAGAUCAGCCGCAACGCAUCUGGGAACCCCAUACUCACCACUGAUUGGGAGUCCAUCACAGUCGGCUCUCUAGCGAAUGCCCUGCUCGGCGAGCUCAGCUACCAGAUCAAUCUGACCAACCUCUACGACAUGGGCUUCCCACCCCUGAACGCGUCGGAGUACCCUCCGUGCGGAACGUGGCCCACGUGUGACAGGAAACAGCUGUUUGCAGGCCUGGCGAAGCUCCCGCCAUCGUUCCCACCGUUCGUGACCGCGACAUACUCCGACAUUGGCUUCGUGCUGCUCUCAUACGUGGCCGAGCGCAUCACCGGGAAAGACUUCAAGACGCUUGUCAGGGAGACGGUUCUGGAACCCCUGAGCCUGAAGCACACGUUUGUAGAGGUGCCGGAGGAUUCUCUGGGUAUCAUCCCCGGGACUAGUCGUUCAAAGUCCUGGGGUUUUCAGCUGGCAGAGGAAUCGGCGACCGGAAACAUGUAUUCCUCUUCGGGGGAUAUGGCCUCCCUCGGCCGGGCCAUCCUGCGGUCGACGCUCCUCAAGCCAGCCAUGACCCGCCGCUGGCUGAAGCCGUCGUCAUUCAGUUCAGACCCAAAGGCAUUGGUUGGCAUGCCGUGGGGCAUCAGACGGAUUCAGCUGGCAAAGAACCAGACGUACCAAUUCGUCCACACCUUCAACAAAGUCGGCAGCCUGGGCGCCUACAGCUCCCUCCUCGCCAUCAUCCCCGAGCUGGACAUCGGCUUCAGCGUCCUUGCCGCGGGCGACGCCCCCGCGGGCCUCACGACCGCCAUCGCCGAGACGCUCGCCGACACCUACGUGCCCACGCUCUCCUACCUUGCCCGCGCCCAGGCAAACGCCACUUUCGCAGGCCACUAUCGCCAUGCGAGCCUGCUGUCCAACAACUCAACGUCCGUCCCACAGCAGCCGCCCUUCGCCAACACCACCACCACUACUACUACCCCUCCUCCUUAUUCCAACGGCAGCAGCAGCAGCAGCACAUCACCACCACCACUCCCCUUACUGAACUCCUCCCUAACCAUCACAAUCGACCAAACAGCCCCCGGGCUGGGCGUGACCGGCUGGCUGUCCAACGGCACCGACAUGGCACGCCUAGCCGUAGCCAUCAACAACAACGUCAGCGCGGCCUACCUCGACCGGCUCUCCCCGAGCGUGCGCCUGUACCCGACCGGUCUGGAAGACCUCCUCGUCGUCACUGAUAGUGAGAGUGCUAGCACUAAUAAUACAGGAGCCAGAGAAGGCAAGAACAAGAAGAAGCGGGUUGCGUUCAAGGCUGUGUUUGAGGACAUUGCUCCGGCCGGACUCGAGAAGGAGGAGGAGGGAUUGAGUUUUGUGACGGAUUGUGCCACCUGGGUUGGGGUCACGGCCGUUGUGUAUGCGUCGAAGCCGUUGGAUUUGUUUGUGUUUGAGUUUGACAUGGAUGGGAAGGUGGUUGCCGUGGUUAAUGAGGCGCUGAGGGUGCGGUUGGAGAAGGUUGAUGAUCAUGAUGUUGAUGGUUGA
Molecule: messenger RNA, 1953 nt
Organism: Chaetomium strumarium
Lineage: Eukaryota; Fungi; Ascomycota; Sordariomycetes; Sordariales; Chaetomiaceae
Product: beta-lactamase/transpeptidase-like protein
Exons: 4
Coding region: 1-1953 (650 amino acids)
Source: RefSeq, a predicted model, not a curated record